UACGUCCACGUUUAUUCUAACCUAUAAAGCUAAACAGUUAACAGUAUUAAACCGUGUUUUAAUAAGUUCGGGUUGUUGUCAGUGAACAUUGUAAUCUCCAUUAUUAUAUUUAUUUGUUGGAUAGAUUAUUUCUAGUUAUAUACUUCAAGAUUUAAAAUUAGACAAAAUGGUAUCCGUGUUAAAUACAGUUGAUACUGGACAUGAAGAUUUAAUUCAUGAUGCAGAAAUGGAUUACUAUGGUUUACGCUUAGCAACUUGUUCAUCUGACAGUAGUGUAAAAAUUUAUAAUCUUAAAAACGGAACUCAAAGCUUGGUUGCAGAUUUAAAGGGACAUUAUGGUCCUGUGUGGCAGGUAGCUUGGGCACAUCCCAAAUUCGGUAACUUUCUUGCUUCUUGUUCUUAUGACAGAAAAGUUAUUAUUUGGAAAGAAAGUGGUCCAGGAGAUUGGGCAAAAUUCUAUGAAUACAACAAUCAUGACUCUUCAGUGAAUUCAAUAGCUUGGGCUCCACAUGAAUAUGGUUUGUUAUUAGCUUGUGGCAGUUCAGAUGCAACGAUAUCAAUUUUGACCUGUACUCCAGAUGGCUCAGCUUGGGAAUCUAAGAAGAUUCCUAAUGCACACACAAUAGGAUGUAAUGCGGUAAGUUGGGCCCCUGCAACCUCAACUCUGCCUGGACUCGGUACUUCUAAGUCUGGUGCUGUUAAAAGAUUAGUGAGUGGCGGUUGUGAUAAUAUGGUCAAAAUAUGGAAGGAAGAUGGAGAUCGCUGGGUGGAAGACUGUAAAUUGGAAGCUCAUUCUGAUUGGGUUCGAGAUGUGGCUUGGGCUCCUUCUAUAGGCCUACCACGGAGUACCAUAGCAAGCUGUUCCCAAGAUCGUAGAGUUGUCAUUUGGACAAGUGAAGAUAACAUUAAUUGGGCAUCGACCAUUUUACACACAUUUGAAGAUGUUGUAUGGAAUGUAAGCUGGUCCUUAACAGGAAGUGUACUUGCUGUUUCUGGUGGAGACAAUAAAGUCAGCCUUUGGAGAGAAAAUAAUGAGGGCCAAUGGAUCUGUAUUAGUGAAGUAUCCAAAGGACAGGGGCAAAUGGCAGGCAGUGAGCAGAGAGCACUUUGAAAGGGUAACUACAGUCAGUUUUGGUCUCAGCAAAUUUAAAGGCUCGAUUUCUCUUGUGCCAAGGUAAAAUUGCCAGACUACAGUGCAAAAGACUGAAACAACAAAACAUUGUUUAUAGAUGGAAUUGUUUUACUGUAGUUAUUCUUUCCAUUAAAAUUGUGGUUCAGGGUUAGCAUAUGUUAAGCACUAAUGCUGAUUUUUAAAAUUGAACUUAACAUUAUCAUUGUAAAUAUACCAUUUUUGCUUAAAUAAGUAUGGUUUUAGUGUGUGAAAUCAUAAUUUCGAUUUAUUGUAGCUAGUUUUAAAAAUAUGUAUAAUUUAAUAUUUCAAACACAUUUUCAUGUAUAAUGUAAUAUUACAGAUAUGUUUUCAUGCGUAAUUUGUUAUGUCAAAUAUAUUUUCAAACAUUUUAUUGGAUUUUAUUAUAAAUUAAGUUACAACUCACUUUACAUGUACAGAACAUUGUAUUAUAAUGUAAACAAACAAUAAAAUUGUAAACAAUCAAAUAACAUUUGAUAUCAGCUAUAAAAUGUACACAAACUUAAAUUUAGAAAGCUAUGCUAUUUAAAAACUUUCGAGCCCAUAUACUCAUGACAGGUUUUCUCUAAAACAGAAACAUUAUUUGUGUAAAUAGUUAUAUGUCAUACUUAUUCGGAAGUUGUUCUCCAAUAUAUAUACAUUUAUUCUCUUAUAAUAAAAUUAAUCUUAUCUGUAUUUCAAA
Messenger RNA from Homalodisca vitripennis (glassy-winged sharpshooter), 1832 nucleotides. RefSeq names its product protein SEC13 homolog. Gene Ontology annotation, biological process: protein import into nucleus; positive regulation of TOR signaling; COPII-coated vesicle budding. Gene Ontology annotation, cellular component: nuclear pore outer ring; COPII vesicle coat. Bases 167 to 1111 code for a protein of 314 amino acids. The transcript has 2 exons. The record is from RefSeq and is a predicted model, not a curated record. Gene Ontology annotation, molecular function: protein binding; structural molecule activity. Lineage: Eukaryota; Metazoa; Arthropoda; Insecta; Hemiptera; Cicadellidae.